This is a messenger RNA of Pelodiscus sinensis (Chinese soft-shelled turtle), 2667 nucleotides long. NCBI's taxonomy places the organism in Eukaryota, Metazoa, Chordata, Testudines, Trionychidae. The record is from RefSeq and is a predicted model, not a curated record.
AGCUUCAGUGUUUUUUCCCCGUGACGACUGGGAUGGUGGCUGGGGCUGCAGGCAGUGGGUGAGGGACUCUUGUUGUUGCAGAUGCGGGUGACCUUCGAGGAGGUGGCUGUGUAUUUCACCCCGGGGCAGGGGGCGCUGCUGGGCCCCGCUCAGAGAGCCCUCUACAGGGACGUCAUGCAGGAGAACUACGAGGCGGUGACCUCGCUGGGGUUUCCCGUUCCCAAACCUGAGCUGAUCGCCCGGCUGGAACAAGGGGAUGAGCCCUGGGUGCUUGACAUGCAGGCCGGAGGGGAGAGAGAGAUGCUGAGACACACCUGCAGAGCAGGUGAUGAGACCGAGACUGAGAAUGAAGAGGGGAAUCAACAGCAGGAAGUUCCUGGGGAAAUGGAACCGCAGGCGACCUUUGUGGGAAAAACUGAAAGGAAUGUUUCCCAGUGCUUGGAACAGGGAGAAGCCUGGGGAAACUGGCCAAGGCUGAAGAGGCUGCUGGGAAACCUCCCAUGUGAACAAAGGGAUGAAUCUAUUAAAAGUGGGGAAGGACACAAGCAUCCCGCAGCCCAGCAGAGAAACCCCAAAGAAGAGAAAUAUGAUGAAUGGCUCAGUUAUGGGAAUGGACUUAUUCUGAGCCCAAAUCUUAUUACCAUUCGUACAGUAGGUACUGGAGCGAAACCCCUUAAAUGCUUGGACCAUGGGGAAAGCAUCAAUAACAAAUCAGAUCUUAAUGCUAAUGAGAAAAGCCAAAGUGGGGAGAGAGGCUCUCGGUGCCUUGAGGGUGGAAAGUCUUUGAAUCAGAAAUCUACCCUGGUUGGGCAGGAGACAAGUCACACAGGGAGACCCCAUAAGUGCUUAGAAUGUGGUAAAAGUUUCAGAGAGAAGUCAGCUCUGAUUAAACACCAGGCGAUGCACACAGGAGACAGGCCCCAUAAGUGUUUAGAUUGUGGGAAAAGUUUCAUAUGGAGGUCCUCCCUUGUUUUACAUCAGAAAAUCCACACAGGGGAGAGACCCCACAAGUGCUCAGAAUGUGGUAAAAGCUUCAUACAGAGAUCAGACCUCAUGAAUCAUCAAGCAACCCACAGGCAAGACAGACCCCACGCGUGUUUAGACUGUGGAAAAAGUUUCAAAUGGAGGUCAGCCCUUCUUUCACAUAAAAAAAUACACACUGGAGAGAGACCCCACAAGUGCUCAGAAUGUGGUAAAAGCUUCAUACAGAGAUCAGACCUCAUGAAUCAUCAAGCAACCCACAGGCAAGACAGACCCCACGCGUGUUUAGACUGUGGAAAAAGUUUCAAAUGGAGGUCAGCCCUUCUUUCACAUAAAAAAAUACACACUGGAGAGAGACCCCACAAGUGCUCAGAAUGUGGUAAAAGCUUCAUACAGAGAUCAGACCUCAUGAAUCAUCAAGCAACCCACAGGCAAGACAGACCCCACGCGUGUUUAGACUGUGGAAAAAGUUUCAUACAGAGGUCAGACCUCAUUAAACAUCAGGCGAUUCAUACAGGAGACAGACCCCAUAAAUGCUUAGACUGUGGAAAAAGUUUCAUACAGAGGUCAGACCUCAUUAAACAUCAGAGAAGACACUUAGGAUACAGCCCUCAUAAGUGCUUAUACUGUGGGAAAGCUUUUGAACGGAGAUUGAACCUUGUUUUUCAUCAUGCAGUCCACACAGGAGAGAGACCCCAUAAAUGUUUAGACUGUGGAGAAAGUUUUAUACAAAGGUCAGACCUCAAUAAACAUCAGGAGAGACACUCAGGAGACAGACCCCAUAAAUGCUUAGACUGUGGAAAAAGUUUCAUACAGAGGUCAGACCUCAUUAAACAUCAGAGAAGACACUUAGGAUACAGCCCUCAUAAGUGCUUAUACUGUGGGAAAGCUUUUGAACGGAGAUUGAACCUUGUUUUUCAUCAUGCAGUCCACACAGGAGAGAGACCCCAUAAGUGCUUAGACUGUGGGAAAAGCUUCAUACAUAAAUCAGACCUCAGUAAACAUCAGGCAAUCCACACAGGAGAGAGACCCCAUAAGUGUUUGGUGUGUGGAAAAUGUUUUAUAUGGAGAUCAGCCCUUGUUUCUCAUCAGAAAAUCCACAGGGCAGAGAGACCCCAUAAAUGCUUAGAAUGUGGUAAAAGAUUUAUACGGAAGUCAGCCCUUGUUUCACAUCAAAAAAUCCACACAGGAGAAAGCCCCCAUAAGUGUGUAGACUGUGGGAAAAGUUUCAUACAGAGGUCAAACCUUAUUAAACAUCAGGCAAUUCACACAGGAGAUAGACCCUAUAAGUGUUUAGAAUGUGGAAAAAGUUUCAUUGUCAGGUAUAACCUUGUUAAGCAUCAAGCAAUCCACACAGGAGAGCGACCGCACAAGUGCAUAGACUGUGGGAAAAGUUUCAUACGGAGGUACGAUCUUUUUAAGCACCAGGGUAUCCACGCAGGAAAGAGACUACAUAAGACUUUAAACUGUGGAAAAUGUUCCAUAUGAAGGUCAGUCGUCAUUUCAUAUCAGACAAUGGAUACAGGAGAAAGAUCCUAUAAGUGCUAAGACUGUAGUGAAAGUUGUAUACAAUAUAUAAAACUUGAUUAAGCAUCAGGAAAUCCACAGAUGAGAAACCAUAAGUGUUAAACUGAAAAAAAUUCAUAUGGAGGCCUGACCUUGAUAAAAAAAACAGCUAAUCGAUAA